Molecule: messenger RNA, 3306 nt
Organism: Otolemur garnettii (small-eared galago)
Lineage: Eukaryota; Metazoa; Chordata; Mammalia; Primates; Galagidae
Gene: TMC3
Product: transmembrane channel like 3
Exons: 22
Coding region: 1-3306 (1101 amino acids)
Cellular component (GO): plasma membrane
Molecular function (GO): mechanosensitive monoatomic ion channel activity
Source: RefSeq, a predicted model, not a curated record
AUGAAGCCCUCAAAGGCAUCCCAGCGCUAUAGAAACAACCGGAGACAUGCCAGCCAGUGCUACCUCUACCAGGAGUCCCUGCUGCUCAGCAGCUUGGAUGACAGCUUUAAUGCUGAUGAAACAGGGGACAGCAAUGAUCCAGAACAAAUCUUCCAGAAUAUACAAUUCCAGAAAGAUCUUGUGGCAAACAUUCGCUGCAGACCCUGGACCAUGGGGCAGAAGUUGAGGGCGCUGAGACGAGCAAAAGACAUUGUGCUGAAGUUUGAAGGGAGGCUGACCAGGACCCGAGGCUACCAGGCGGCAGGAGCAGAGCUCUGGCGGAAAUUUGCUCGUCUUGCCUGUAACUUCAUGGUCAUCUUCAUUCCCUGGGAAAUGAGAAUAAAGAAAAUUGAGAGUCAUUUUGGAUCUGGUGUGGCCUCCUAUUUCAUAUUCUUGAGAUGGUUGUUUGGGAUCAAUAUUGUGCUCACCGUCAUGACAGGUGCUUUCAUUGUGAUUCCAGAGCUGAUUGCAGGCCAGCCCUUUGGAAGCACAGCCAGGAAGACCAUCCCCAAGGAGCACGUUGCCUCGGCCCAAGACCUGGACACCGUCUGGUCCCUGGGGGGAUACCUCCAGUACUCAGUCCUGUUCUACGGCUACUACGGCAGGGAGCGGAGGAUCGGGAGAGCCGGCUACCGGCUGCCCUUGGCUUAUUUCCUGGUGGGGAUGGCAGUGUUUGCUUACAGUUUCAUCAUUCUCUUAAGAAAGAUGGCUAAGAACUCCCGCACAAGCCUUGCCAGUGCUUCCAAUGAAAACUAUACCUUCUGCUGGCGGGUGUUUUGUGCCUGGGAUUACCUCAUUGGAAACCCAGAGGCUGCAGAGAGCAAGACAGCCGCCAUCGUGAACAGCAUCAGGGAGGCCAUACUGGAAGAACAGGAAAAGAAGAAAAACAAAAACCUGGCAGUGACCGUCUGUCUGAGGGUCAUCGCCAACAUCCUGGUGCUGCUCUCACUGGCUGGAAGCAUCUACCUCAUCUACUUCGUGGUGGACCGGUCCCAGAAGCUGGAGCAGUCCAAGAAGGAGCUGACGCUUUGGGAGAAGAAUGAGGUGAGCGUGGUGGUCUCUCUCGUCACCAUGCUAGCUCCAUCUGCUUUCGACCUCAUCGCUGCCUUGGAGAUGUACCACCCACGGACCACACUGCGCUUCCAGCUGGCGAGGGUCCUUGUGCUGUACCUUGGGAAUCUCUACAGUCUGAUCAUUGCUCUCCUGGACAAAGUUAACAGCAUGAGUAUUGAGGAAGCUGCUACCAAAAACAACACAAGUCACUGGGUGGAUUCCACUACCUUCUUUGCCACCAGGACAGCCCUCCAAGAAGAGAAAUGGUCUACACCUUGGCCUGGAAUAGGGCUCGGGAGAAAUAGCACAUGGGCCUUGGAAGAGACUAGUGUCCCCACUCACACAGUGCCUCUCCCAAAGGCAAACAGGACCAUACUGUACACUCUGAGUCCACAGGACCAGUGCUGGGAAACAUACGUUGGCCAGGAGAUGCUGAAGCUGUCCAUCAUUGACAUGCUCUUCACUGUGGCCAGCAUUCUGCUCAUAGACUUCUUCCGGGGGCUUUUCGUCCGGUACUUAAGUGACUACUGGUGUUGGGACCUGGAAAAUAAGUUUCCUGAAUAUGGGGAAUUCAAAAUAGCUGAGAAUGUGCUCCAUUUGGUCUACAACCAAGGAAUGAUUUGGAUGGGGGCCUUCUUCGCACCCUGCCUCCCUGCGUUCAAUGUUCUCAAACUCAUCGGGCUUAUGUACCUGCGGAGCUGGGCUGUGCUGACCUGCAACGUGCCCCACCAGCAAGUAUUCCGAGCCUCCAGAUCCAACAACUUCUACCUGGCUAUGCUGCUGUUCAUGCUGUUCCUGUGCAUGCUGCCCACCAUUUUCGCAAUUGUGCGAUAUAAGCCAUCUCUAAACUGUGGCCCAUUCAGUGGACAAGAGAAAAUUUAUGAUAUUGUCUCAGAGACGAUUGAGAAGGACUUCCCCGUGUGGUUCAGCUCUGUGGCUGGACACAUCAGCAGCCCGGUGGUCAUCCUGCCUGCGGUGCUGCUGCUUUUCAUGCUCAUCUAUUACCUGCAGAGCAUCGCUCGGUCCCUGAAGCUCAGCAACCACCAACUCAGAAUGCAGAUCCAAAACGCAAGAUCAGAAGAUAAGAAAAAGGUUGCCCAAAUGGUAGAAGCCCGGAUCCAGACUCAGGACGAAAGCAACAAGAGGCUUCAAAAUGACAGUGACCGCAUCAGCCAGCUGUCCUCAGUGUACUCAGCCACACCCCAAAACAAUGGCGAUGUGACCAAUUUCAGCUCAGUUAGCAGCAAGAGCAGCAGGCUGGAAACAGUCGCCCAGUCUGUGCCACCAAGCCCCAGGCCAGGGCCCAGGGCUCCCAGCUCACCUCUUCCUGGUGUGUCCAAAUCCAACCCAGGGCACAGUGCUAACAGGUACACACGUGGUCUUUGUGCCAGCACAGGGGACCUUCACAAGAGCAGAUGGCGCACACCUGUGACAUUUACAAGGCACACUGAAGAUGUUCACUCAGAACCUCUUUUCCGGAAAGACUUCCGCCAAGUCAGCCCUCCCCUCCAUGGACCAAGGGCCUCAGCCUUGGUGGCACAGGGUCAAAGGCCCCCAACUCCUAGAUACUAUAUAAUUAAUGAAUAUGACUCUCAUAAGAAAAUCCAUCCGACCUUCUGGCCAGAAAGACUUUUCGAGAUAGAAGCCUCAGGUGAUAUUGUGGAGACAUACCCCCUAAGCCUGCGACCGUACAUGCACCGGGUCCCCCCGCAGCCUCCCUCUCCACAGCUGACUGAGGAAGAGGAGGCAAUGCUGAGGGGGGAUCUGAUUGAGCAACCAUUCCCCCUACGCUCACUCGCAGACCUCCACCGGGCUCCUCACUUCUACACUGGUGAGAGGGUAGACAGCCAGACCCUUGCCCUCGAGCACCAAGGAGGAAGGGUGCACCACCAGGCUUGGAAUGACAGUUUUGAGGGCCAACUAGCCAGGCCCACGCCUGUGCACAGAAAGCCCCGCUCCCGACACUUCCGAUACCCACAGCACCCGCUGAGACCCAGAGUGAAGCCCAGGUCUGAACCACCUCUCACAGAAUCUGAUUCCAUGUCAGCGACAUCCAGCAGUGACCAGCAGAACAGCAGCACUGACCAGUACCUGCAGGUCAUCCAUAGCCCAGACAGGCUCCCUAGGCCUAUGGGCCAGCUCAGCAGGAGAAAGGCCCAGCUGGGGCCGGAGCUGACCCUAGACCUGGACAACUUGAUUUGCUCAAACGUUUAG